Acanthamoeba castellanii str. Neff is the source of this 1176-nucleotide messenger RNA. Its product is annotated as 26S proteasome AAAATPase subunit RPT4a, putative. The record is from RefSeq and is a predicted model, not a curated record. Gene Ontology annotation, cellular component: proteasome regulatory particle, base subcomplex; cytosolic proteasome complex. Gene Ontology annotation, biological process: positive regulation of RNA polymerase II transcription preinitiation complex assembly. The transcript is spliced from 8 exons. NCBI's taxonomy places the organism in Eukaryota, Discosea, Longamoebia, Acanthamoebidae. Bases 1 to 1176 code for a protein of 391 amino acids. Gene Ontology annotation, molecular function: ATP hydrolysis activity; proteasome-activating activity; ATP binding.
AUGGCGAUGGAUGAAAGAAAGCAGAAGGCGCUGCACGAUUUCAGGGCCAAGCUACUGCAGCACAAGGAAGUGAACGAUCGAGUUCGUUCGAUGAGGGAGGACUUCAAGACGCAGAAGAGAGCCUAUGACAAAUCUGAGGAUGAUCUCAAGGCUCUCCAGAGCGUGGGUCAGAUCAUCGGUGAAGUGCUGCGCCAGCUUGACGAUGAGAAGUUCAUUGUCAAGGCCUCGAGCGGUCCUCGCUAUGUGGUAGGUUGCCGCAAGCGCGUGGAGAAGAAGAAGCUUAUCGCUGGCACCCGUGUGGCUCUCGACAUGACCACGCUCACCAUCAUGAGGGCGCUGCCCAGGGAAGUCGACCCUGUGGUGUUCAAGAUGUUGUCGGAGGACCCUGGCGAGGUGUCCUACUCCUCCAUCGGUGGUUUGAACGAACAGAUUCGCGAUCUUCGUGAGACGAUCGAGCUGCCCCUCACGAACCCUGAGCUCUUCCUGCGCGUGGGUAUCAAGCCCCCGAAGGGAGUGCUCCUCUACGGUCCGCCCGGUACCGGCAAGACCCUGCUCGCCAGAGCCAUGGCGCACAACGUGGAGGCCAAGUUCAUGAAGGUCGUGUCUUCGGCCAUUGUUGAUAAAUACAUCGGCGAGAGCGCGCGUCUGAUCCGAGAGAUGUUCGGCUAUGCCCGUGAGCACCAGCCGUGCAUCAUCUUCAUGGACGAAAUCGACGCUAUUGGAGGCAGGCGUUUCUCGCAGGGUACCUCCGCCGACAGAGAGAUUCAGAGGACGCUCAUGGAGCUUCUCAACCAGAUGGACGGUUUCGACGAGCUGGGAAUGGUGAAGAUCAUUAUGGCCACCAACCGGCCAGACGUACUCGACCCAGCCCUGCUUCGCCCCGGUCGUCUCGACCGUAAGAUCGAGAUCCCUCUGCCCAACGAGUCGGCGCGUCUGGACAUCAUCAAGAUCCACUCCGAGUCGAUCACCAAGCACGGCGACAUCGACUUCGAGUCGGUGGUCAAGCUUUCCGACGGCUUCAACGGCGCCGAUCUGAGGAACGUCGUCACGGAGGCCGGCAUGUUCGCCAUCAGGGCCGAGAGGGACUACGUCAUCAGCGAAGACUUCAUGAAGGCCGCGCGCAAGCUCGCCGAGAACAAGAAGCUCGAGAGCAAGCUCGAGUACAAGAAGCUCUAA